Molecule: messenger RNA, 165 nt
Organism: Uncinocarpus reesii 1704
Lineage: Eukaryota; Fungi; Ascomycota; Eurotiomycetes; Onygenales; Onygenaceae
Exons: 2
Coding region: 1-165 (54 amino acids)
Source: RefSeq, a predicted model, not a curated record
AUGGAUGGGUAUUUCAAACACGGGUGGGGUCAACCGAUGAACCCGGAAACGAAUAUCACAAGUACUAUAGCAAAUCUCGUGAACAAAAGCGGAUGUGGCCAGGCCAGAUGGGUGGGCGGUGGCAAGCGAUGGAGCCACGACAGCGAAACAGCCAUGCUAGAUUGA